UUCUUAUCGCAUCUAAAAUGAAAUAAAAUAUAUUAUCACUUAAACCGGUAAAUUAAUAUUACAUAUAUUAUAUAUUCAGUAUUUGUUUAUCUACUUCUCUUAUUGUUCUGCACAUAUAAUCUCUAAUAUAAAUUAAAUUAAAUACACGUGUGUCGAUUCGAUGAUUUAACUAUUAAUUUUAUAAAAACUAUUUAAAAGAAAUGUGGAGUUUAAUAAAAUUAUUCAUAAGCGUUAAAACGUCAGUGCAUAAUUAACCUCGAUUGAAAAAUUUGACUAAGGGCCUCUGAGUAUAGGUUGCAAAUAAAAAGCAAAAAAAAAGUAAAUAAAUAAAUAAUAAAUAAACCCGGUCAAUCAUAACAAAAUUGUACGUUAUUGGUCGUCUUAUAAUUUAUAUUUUUCAACGGCACUUGAUUUGCUUGGGAUCCACGAAAUUUUUACGGUGCAAUAAUUUUAAGAACUUGAAUAUCAGAGUGGUCUUUCAGAGGCUGCACCACCUGCAUUAAUCGAUCCCAAUUGCCGAGAGACCGUAACUCUACGCAAAUGAAUAACCAGAACAAGUAUAAAAAGAGUAAAAAAGUUAAGUCAAGAAAUUGGAUAAUAUAACUGAUCGAGGAAUAAAUAACCGAUUACGUUAAGUCUUAUCUUUUUCAUGGAACCGAUCUGCGACUCUCCACCAGAAGGAAUAACAACAUAAUAAUAAUAGUAAUAACUUAUAAUAAAACUAAAAAAUGUAAUAUACAAAGAAUGAUAUUGGGUGCGAGUUAAUGUUGAUGCAAAGAUACAGGCAGGAGGUGGCCUAGAAACCAGGGUAGUCAUUCUAAAACACUUAGUACUUAAAUAUUAACGCUUGAGGUGUCUUGUGUUUAAGAUUCAUUGGAACUAGUUAUUUUUCUUUCGCUUCAUCUUGAUGUUUAACUUAAAUUACUUGAAUUACUUUUCUUGUGGUAAUUUUUGUCGGUUGUUGUCAGUCAGUACGAUUAUACUGGCAAUGAUAAUGAUAAUAGUCGAGCGUAUGUGGUGCGGUCACUUGUGGUCCAAGUGAUGUAGAAUGGAUAGGAGGAGUAGCUGAGUCGUUGGUCGCUGGAGAAGAGUUGGAGGAGAGUUCGUGCUGGGGAGAGUAUGGUAUGGUGUUAUUGAAUAUAGGAGUUAACUUGGGAAAUGGGAGCACGUUUGUGAAAGUAGGAAGGGGAGGCUAUAGCCAGACCGACAGUGCUCCGACUGUCUCAGUCGUUCGUGAACCUCGAAGGACGACAGAGGUCGAAGAGGGCACGUUUCCUCCUCUUCUCGCCUUUCUCCACGUCCUUGCUCUUGAACACUACGCUGACUAUCGACCAAGUCCACGACCACGAUCACGACCACGACGGCUACUGCAACUGCUACUGCUGCUGUACCAGCGAUUUUUUUAAUCCAACACUUAAACCGUGUGGGAUCUUUGGUACUGAGAGAACUAACCGAGGUGCAGUGCCUUUCUGUUGUUAGACUGCUUCCGCAAUCUUACGAGCACCAGUAGGAGGAUCACCACGUGAAUCAACUUGGGACAUUUUCUUGCAAGAGAAAUUCACCAUUUAUACAAAAUGCGCUAUUACAUACUCGCUGGUGUCUUUUUUAUUUCCUGUCUUCAAGAAUUUGUCGGAGGUGCGUGUCCACGAAUAUGUCCCAUUGGAGGAGAACCAGUAUGUGGUAGUGAUGGGGUCAUAUACGCUUCUCAGUGCGAAAUGCGGAAGAAGAUGUGCGGAAAAGGAGUUACUGUAGCACCAGAUAAAACGGCUUGCUUACGAUCGUCGGGCAGUAAGUGCGAGCACCGAUGCCCGGCUGAUCAGGAUCCUGUUUGCGGUACUGACGGGCGUACUUAUUUAAAUAAGUGCAUGCUGAGGGUUGAGAUUUGCAGGGUUGGUAUUGAAUUGUCCCAUCUUGGACCUUGCAAUAAUAUAUCUGCUCACCGUGAAAAUUGCCCGGUUUCUUGUGAUCUUGCGCCACUGGAUGGACCGGUUUGCGGAAGUGAUGGAAAUGUCUACAAGUCUACAUGUCAAAUGAAACUUCUUACAUGCAGACAAGGAGUUGUAAGAACAAACAAAAAGCACUGCCAGACAACGAGACAUUGCCGAGAAACGUGCUGGCGGGGUGCCAAGCCAGCUUGCGGGAGCGACGGAAUUUUAUAUGCCAACACUUGUAAAAUGCGAGCGAAAAACUGCGGUAAACACGUAUUUGAAGUCCCGAUGUCAUUCUGCGUAUCACGAGAAAGAACAUCCGGAAGUGUUGGUACAGCUUGCCCGUUAGAUUGUAAAGAUGAACCAGAGGUCCAAGUUUGUGGUUCUGACGGCAGCGUAUACAGAAAUGAAUGUGAAUUAAAAAUGCUUAAUUGCGGUCAGUCAAGAAGAAAAAUAACAGUUGUAGACUUCGAUAAAUGUAAACCACGUAUUUUGAAGUGCUCAAAACAAAUGCAAAAAUGUAGUAAUGAUAUUGAUCCAGUUUGUGGAACUGAUGCUUACACGUAUCCUAAUCAGUGUCAACUAAAUGUUGGGAUUUGUAUGAAAGGAAUUCAACUUGCACACGUUGGCGAAUGUACGACCUUGAAAGAGACUGAGCAAUGCCCAGAAGAUUGCAGCAAUGAGGCUGAAGAACCUGUUUGCGGUAGUGACGGAAACGUUUACCGAUCCCUGUGCCAUUUACGACGAGAUACUUGUGGCCAAAGGGUGGUUGCCGUGCCAGCUCAGCACUGCCGUACGACAGCCCUCUGCAAUCAGAUAUGCAGCGGUGAGCGGCAGUUUGUCUGCGGUUCCGAUAACAAGCUUUAUCGCAACGAGUGUGAGAUGAAGAGAGACAAUUGCGGAAAACACGUGUACGUCGUUCCCAUGAAACGAUGUGUCCAAGGAUUUGUAUUCCGCGGAUGUCAGAAAAUUUGCCCGCCCUACUAUGACCCCGUCUGUGGCACAGACAACAUGACUUACAGCAACGAAUGCUUCCUAGAGAUAGAAAACUGUCGCAGUCGCAGUCUUGUUACUAAACUGUACCACGGUAUUUGCGGACAACCCACGGAAGACCCGAAAAACUAUUUGUAUUAAAAUAAAUAAUUUAUAAUUUUAUUUUUCUUUGAGUUAAAAUUUUUUUUUACUGUCAUCUGACAGUUAGACAAAAUUAUCACUUGUUCAUUAUUAAUUUAAACUUCAUGGCAAUUUAUCCGAAGUAUUUACUAGCGAUGAGAUAAAUUUUUUAAUAUUACUCGUGCGAUUAAAUCGGCAAGUUAAUUUAUAAAAAAACAUGAGUACAUAUUUCGUUUGAUCAACUAAAAGUAUGAUAAAUCUUGCCAGUUGGUAAAUAAGUAAAUGUGCAGAUACAUUGCGUGCCUAUAAAUUUUAAUGGUUAAUUAAUUUGUUGAAUUUUUGUUAAUAUUUUUUAUUAAAAUUUUCCAUGUUAUUUUUAAUUUUUUUUUUUUAAGUAAAAGUUUUUUUUUACAGACUGCACAAAUAGAAACUAUUAUUUAUUGUAGUAUUAUAGAUUUAAUCUGAAUGCUAAUGAGUAUUCGGUAUUACGUGUAUUUUUAUUAUUAUUAUUGUCAUAUUUUAUUGGUAUUCAUUUACUAAUCAUUGUCGAAUUAAUAAUCGUAGUAACGUUCAUUUAUCAUAAUUAUUAUUAUUAUUAUUGUAAUGUAGUUAAAGAACAAACAAUUGUUUAACGACAAAUGUUUGAAUAAUAGUUUGUGAUUUAUGUUCAUAUCCCUUUUUGUAUUAUUUUCAUAACUUUCAAUCAUACUCCGUUAUUUAUUAUUCCAUAUGUAUUGUAUGAAUCUAUUUAGUCUUGUGUUAAACAUUUGUAUGAGCUUGUCAUUUAAUAAAUAAUUUAUACACUUAAUUAUUAAUUCAUGUACUAAA
Molecule: messenger RNA, 3869 nt
Organism: Microplitis demolitor
Lineage: Eukaryota; Metazoa; Arthropoda; Insecta; Hymenoptera; Braconidae
Product: agrin
Exons: 9
Coding region: 1575-3062 (495 amino acids)
Biological process (GO): multicellular organism development; cell differentiation
Molecular function (GO): protein binding
Source: RefSeq, a predicted model, not a curated record